GGUUAAAGAUGGAUUACACGAUGAACAGAGAAAAAGCUAAACAAUUUCACGGUAUUUUUUCCUUGUCCUGAUAGCAAAGCAUAGGAAAGUGCACCAAACAUGCCUAAUUAAUGCCCAACAAAACCGGAAUGUAUGAAAACGAAUAACAGUCUUGAGAGUUUAGAACGCGCCACCAUUCGCGGUCUUGACAGUUCGUCAUACACUCGUUCACCAAUCAGAAACCAGACGCUCCCUUUUCGACCAAUUGGGUAGCUCAAUGUUGAAGAGUUGAAAUUGUAGUUUGCCGUUUUGGUCAACGGUAGAAAGUGUGUCAAGACUACAGUACUCUUUACUGUUUUUUUUUAGCUCUUCUUUCAUUUAAACACGUUUUCACUGUAAACCUUACGCUAUCUAAGCAUACGUUUUAGCUUCUAGCGUUGCAAGCUUGGACUCUUGCUAACUUUGGUCUAUGGUACGACUGAAACUAGAAAGAAACCUGUUGAAUGUCGAGUUUCAAUCAGUACUGUUUACACGUUAGCUAUUCAGCUAGCCUAUUAGCUAGGUGCUUCGAAAGUGUGUUUCAGUCUUUAAUGGUCAGCCAGAUUUUCAAAAGCCACAUAUUUUCAUGUCUAGGUAGUUAGCUUCCUAGCUACAAAUGCAAACAGUAAUUGCAGCAAGCUAGCUAGUUAUCUAGCAGGCUUUAUUGAUCUAGAACCUGACAGCAAUCAAUGUUCAACGACGAGGAGAAUCUAGUCGAGAAUGUUGCCAGUCUAAGGAGUCGGCUACAAUCAACUGAGACACAACUACAAAGUUUGGGAGAACUAUUGAGUCAGUCCGGACAUGACGGCCACAGCGAGAGGUCCGACCCUAGCCCUGCGCACGGGUUUGCACGGCGUCUCACCGUAGAAGACCUUCGGCGACCGGAUGACCUCCAGCUCCCGCAGGCCCAGCGCUGCCAGGAGAGAGUCCUGAGCAGGACCACCGAUCGACGGAUUAGCCCGCCUGCCUCAGACUCCAGGUCGUCCUCAGGCAGGUUGGUUGCUGAGAUGGAGGCAGGUCAGUUGAAGCAGAGGCUGGGGUUCCUGCGCCAGGAGAACGCUUCUCUCAUGCAGGAGAACCAGCAGCUCCUCAGCGACCUGCAGGCUGCCCAGCUGGAGGUGGCCAGCUCCAGGACCAAGGUCCGACUGCUGGGAACAACCGUAGGGGCCAAGGCCUCCAGCGUGUCCGUCAUGAAGGAGCAGAUUCUGGGCUUGGAGGCAGAGGUGGAGGCCCAGAUCCAAGAGCUCAGGGCUGCAGAGCUGAGAGCAGACCAGAGCCUGCAGGCUGCAGCCCAGAGUGACAGACAGGUGGCCGAGCUCACAGAGGAACUGAGCACACUCAGAACACAGCUCGCUGACAAAACCAAGCAGGGGAAACGGGCGGAGCAGCAGAGGAACCAGGCUCUCCGUAACGCUGAGAAGCUGACUGACGCUUUCAAGGAGUACAAGGCCAACGUCUCCCGCAAGCUGCAGAAGGUGCUGGACAGCGAGAGCAAGCUGAAGGAGAGCCUGAUCCAGUGUGACAGAGAGAGGGAGAGUCUGGAGCGAGAGAGGAACGAGCAGGCUCAGACCAUCAGCCAGCUGAAGGAGGAGGCCGGCCAGGCCAGGUGUCUGGCCUCGGAGCGAGCCCAGCUCCAGGCUCGGCUGGAGGAGGCUGAGCGGCAGGCCUCGCGGCUGGAGAAGGAGCUCUGUGAGCGGGCCGCGGGUGGGACGGAGCUGGCCUCCCUCCGCAGGGAGGUGGAGGAUCUCCGGGCGCUGUCUCAGUGUCAAGAACACAUGCUAGGCCAGGGCCAGAGGGAGGCCCAGCAGAGCCGGGCUGAGCUGGCCAGUCUGGAGGCUAUACUGACACUGCUGCAUCUCAGAGAACAGGGUGAUGAGCUGUGUGUGAGGCCCUGCAUGCUGCCCCCGGUGGACUACACCGGUACUGCGGACCUUCUCAAACCCAAACCUGGUGAGGGCUACCAGCAGCUCCUCCCAGUGCUCCGGGCCCUGGAGGUGGACCGGGCCAGGCAGCGCUCGACUGCGGCCCGCCUGCAGGAGCGCCUGUCCCGGGCCCAGGAGGAGCUCUCCUCCCUGCAGGGCUCCAUGGAGCAGCGGGACUCCCACUACCAGCAGCUCCACAGGGACCUGCUGGGCAAGGUGGGCCACGCCAGCGACAACGACCGAGAGCUGAAGAGGAAGGCAGCUCGUGUUGCAGCGCUGGAGAAACAGCUGCAGGAGAAGAGCUCAGCCUACACCCAGGCUGCCCUGAGGAACACCCAGCUGGACCAGGAGCUGCUGAGCCAGAGAGAGUUAGAGGACAGAAACCAUGAGGUGUUAGAGGACACUGCUCUGAAGGAGAGGCAGGGGGAGCUACAACAGAGAGCCCAGCUGCUGGGUCAGCUGGAUGUGGCCAUCAGGGAUCACAAGCUGGAGAUGGAGAGGAAGGUUCUGUCUCUGCAGCAGGCUCUGGAGGACAGGAACCAACAGGUCCAGCUGCUGAACACCCAGCUCCAGGGGGGGGAGGAGCUGGAGAAGAGAACGACCCAGGAUCUGCAGGACACACACUCUCGCUGUGAGCGUCUGUCGAGGGAGCUGGAGGUCGUCACACAGCACGCCAGGGAUAAGGAGGUGCAGCGGAGGCGUGUGGAGGAGGAGCAGGCCGGCAGGGAGGCGCGCUGGGCCCAGGAGGAGGCAGGACUCCGCCAGGCCGUCUCCUCCCUGCAGCAGGAGCUGGAGGAGGAGAGGGAGCAGCACAACAAGGAGCUGUCGUCUCUGCAGCAGACGCGAGGCCAGCUGCUGAAGGUGUCGGAGCAGAUCUCCUGCAGCAUGAGGACGUCUCACGAGCAGCUGGCUGCAAGACUGCAGCACACCCAGGCCCAGCUGGAGCUGACCAGGACCCAGGCCUUCAGCCUCCAGGCCCAGCUAGACCAGGCCAGAGACCAGGCCUCUAACCUCCAGGCCCAGCUAGACCAGGCCAGAGACCAGGCCUCUAACCUCCAGGCCCAGCUAGACCAGGCCAGAGACCAGGCCUCUAACCUCCAGGCCCAGCUAGACCAGGCCAGAGACCAGGCCUCUAACCUCCAGGCCCAGCUAGACCAGGCCAGAGACCAGGCCUCUAACCUCCAGGCCCAGCUAGACCAGGCCACAGACCAGGCCUCUAACCUCCAGGCCCAGCUAGACAACACCAGGAUCCAAGCCUCCAGCCUCCAGGCCCAGCUAGACAACACCAGGAUCCAAGCCUCCAGCCUCCAGGCCCAGCUAGACAACACCAGGAUCCAAGCCUCCAGCCUCCAGGCCCAGCUAGACAACACCAGGAUCCAGGCCUCUAACCUCCAGGCCCAGGUCCAUGCCAGGGAGAAGGUCCUUCAGACGGCUAGCGAGGCCCUGCUCAUCAAGGAGUCAGAGGUGACCCGCCUGCAGGCUAGGAUGUCGUCGCUGGAGAGAGCGUCAGACCUCCACUCCUCCUCCACCCUGCCCUCCUCCCCUCCCCUCGCCCUCACGCUCCCUCGCUCCCCCCCGUCUCCUCACAGCCUCCUGCUCUCCCCCCCUCACAAACACACACACCUCGCUUCCCCCUCACGCAUCCUCGCACGCCCUCCCUCCCCUCCCCUCGCCCUCACGCUCCCUCGCUCCUCCCCUUCACAUGCCCCCACACGGGUCCUCUCCGCCCCCCACGCCCUCCCUCCCCACCCCCAGGACCGGGCCCCAGACUGGGGCAGCAGCGUGGACUCCUCCCUGGAACUCUCCAGUAGCCUGAGGGCCACCCUGAGGGAGGCGCUGGGGCAGAGACCCUGGGAAGACUCCUCCCUGUCCCCCUCGCCCAGCCCCUACCUCUACCCUGACCUCCACCGCACCCACCUCUCCCCAGACCUCCACACCCAGCUUCCCCCUGACACCCUCACCCACCUCCUCCCAGAGUUCCACCACACCCAACUCCCGCCAGACCAUCUCCCCCACCCUCCCCCUGAGCUCCAGCCUGACCCAGACCACAGUUGGCAAGGCUUCAGUCAUCUUGAGGCCUCCACGGCCACAGACAUGUCCUUCAACCCCCUCACCUACAUGGUGGACAAGCCUGGGGACCAGGAUCAGGACCAGGAGGGGGGCAGAGUGCAGGAAGGUGACCCAGGCAGGGUGACCCUCCUGGGGCAGAGCAGGGAGGAUGAGCAGGAGGGGCUGGACAUGAGCUCUCUGACCGGCAUGCUGCACUUCGUCAACCAGACCCUGGCCAUGCAGGAAGACACCUCCCUCUGGAGCUCCAGCAGCCAAUCAGAGUCAGAGCACUCCCUCACCAUACAGGGAGGGUUGAGGGACGAGGGUGGAGCCUCUGCUACCGGUGAAUGACAAGCCCCCUCAGGAUGUGUUAAGCACAGUGGGCUGGUGGUUAGAAGACUGUGUGUGUGUGUCUGUGUUUGUGUUUUUAGUCUCAGUGUGUAUUUGUUCUUUAGUGUGUGUGUGUGUGUGUGAUGAUGUUUGGCCCUGGACCUUUUAAAGUUUCCAUAUAAAAUGAGCGCCUUUGAAGUGUAUUUAAAUGAAGCUGUGGGCCUUACACUGCUGGCAGUCAGGGAUUGGUCCUCUUCACCCCCUAGACUGGCUGUGAUUGGCUGCUGCUCUCAACAUAUUUGUUUUGUGUAGAAAUGUACAGUUGAUUUAAUGUUUUGUACAAACUUAAGAUUGUGUUUCGUUUAAUAUUUUCUCUGUGAAUAUUCCUUAUGAUUUUUACUAGAAUAAACUAUUUUGGUAUGUA
Osmerus eperlanus (European smelt) is the source of this 4743-nucleotide messenger RNA. Its product is annotated as coiled-coil domain-containing protein 18-like. Lineage: Eukaryota; Metazoa; Chordata; Actinopteri; Osmeriformes; Osmeridae. The record is from RefSeq and is a predicted model, not a curated record.